Peronospora farinosa is the source of this 225-nucleotide messenger RNA. The record is from the annotation of a GenBank genome assembly. NCBI's taxonomy places the organism in Eukaryota, Oomycota, Peronosporomycetes, Peronosporales, Peronosporaceae.
AUGUCUGUGAAAAGGGCUGAAGGACUGCUAGCACAAAUCCAGAUGGUCAAGCCCGAAGCUGAGAUGACUGAAGCGUGGGUGAUAAACGACAUGAAGUCACUGGGAUUGAUUGCUCAAGGCAUUGCGGUGGAGUAUUUCACCAAGAUUCGGUCGGCAACGACGGCUAUCCAGGCAUGGAUUACUUGCGUGAGUUCUACAAUCGCACGACCAUGCACAAUCGGGUGA